AUGCGAGUUUGCUUACGGAGGGCGUUGUCGCUGUCACAGACUUCCGCUGCUGUUGUAACUCCCCGUCUCCUGUCGCGACCUGUCAAUGUGCGUCCUAUAUGGAGGUUGGCAAAGUCGUCGCGCCACAUAGGGGGAUCGUUCUCUACUUAUCCCAAUGUCUCCUAUGUGGAAGCGGAGGUGGCUCGAGAUGAACAGCAGGACAGUGAAGACAAUGCCUUGGAGCAGGUAAUCAAAGGACAAUUACCAUACAGCUGUCCGGGUUGCGGUGCGCCAACGCAAACUGUAGACCCCGAUGACGCUGGAUAUUUCAGCACUACACGAGGAGCUGUAAAAGCGUACUUGAGACAUCAAGCGCAACCGUCACAGACCACAGAAGAUGCCAUUUUCGCAAAUGCGUUACAGGAGGCAAAGUUGGAUACCCUCCAGGAGUUGGGGAUCCGGGACCUCUCCAAAGCCGGCGCAACCCUCUCAACAUCUCCAUCGGCACCAAUAUGCGACCGAUGCCACAACAUCCUCCACCAUUCCACCGGCGUCUCCGUCGUCCACCCGACCCUCAACUCCCUCGAAGCGACUAUGGACGAAUCCCCCUACAAAUACAACCACAUCUACCACGUCAUCGACGCUGCGGACUUCCCCAUGUCCGUCAUUCCCAACAUCUACCGCACCCUCAACCUCGCGCGACCGCGGACGCAAAAUCGUCGGUCGAAGCACAUCAACUGGCACCAAGGUCGAGUGACCCAGCUCAGCUUCAUCAUCACGCGAAGCGACCUGCUCGCGCCGAAGAAGGAGCAGGUGGAUCAUAUGAUGUAUUACCUGCAAUCGGUCUUGCGCGAUGCGCUGGGCCAUAGGGGCCAGGAUCUGCGGCUGGGAAACAUCCACUGCGUGAGCUCCAAGCGCGGCUGGUGGACGCGCCAGGUGAAGGAUCUGAUCUUCGAGCGGGGCGGGGGGAACUGGAUGGUCGGGAAGGUGAACGUCGGAAAGAGCAAUCUGUUCGAGGCCGUCUACCCGAAGGGGAAAGGAGACGAUGUCAAUAUCCAGAAAAUGCGGCAGCAGGUGAGGGCCGCAUCGGGGGGCGAACGACCGGACGCAUAUUCUCCACUCGACGAUCCAGGGCGAGGUGCGUCAGGUCAAGAUGAUCUAGCUCUCCUUCCUCCGCCACAACCAGAGGUUCCUUAUCCGGUCAUGCCAACGAUAUCUUCACUUCCGGGGACCACCGCAUCCCCUAUUCGCGUCCCGUUCGGGAACGGAAAAGGCGAGCUGAUCGAUCUCCCCGGCUUGGAACGCCACUCCCUCGAGCCGUACGUGCAGCCCGAGCAUCAAUCCAAACUCUGCAUGACGUCUCGCGUUGUUGCCCAGCGGCUCACCAUCAAGCCCAAUCAAUCUCUGCUGCUCGGCGGCGGCCUCGUCCGCAUCAAGCCCGUGACUGAGGACGUGAUCUUCCUCGCCGCCUCCUUCGUGCCAGUGGAACUCAAACCGCACGUCACUAGCAAUUGGAAAGCGGGGGAGUUCCAGACUGGCACCCGCAACAAGGAGACAGGCCUUGAAGUCAUCACGACGGACGACGCGAAGGCGCAUAUCAAGAGUGCUGGACGGUUUCCACUGCGGUGGGACGUCACCAAUCAGCAGGCCGGUCCGCUGACAAGAAAGGAUGAUGUGGCCUUGAAACCAGACCGGUUGCCGUUCCGGGUCAUGGGGGCGGACAUCCUCAUCGAGGGGUGCGGAUGGAUCGAGAUCACCGCGCAGAUACGGAAGGGAAAGCGACUUAGGCAGCUACCUGCGGAGGGGGCAGCCGAAGGUGAUGAGAAGCAAGAUGCGUCCACUGAGGAUAAUGGCGAGACAAGUCAGAAUUGGUAUCCGAGGGAGGGGGCCGAAGAAGAGUAUCCUAUGGUUGAGGUAUUCACGCCGUACGGCAAGCACAUUGGCAGCCGACAGUGCAUGAAUGGAUAUCUCAUCGGCGGACCGAAGCCGAAGACGGCCGCGGAGAAAAUGAGGAAGCGACCUAGGAUGAGCAUGAAGAGCGUGAAAGCCCAGCGACAGCCGCAGAAUUAG
Molecule: messenger RNA, 2049 nt
Organism: Eremomyces bilateralis CBS 781.70
Lineage: Eukaryota; Fungi; Ascomycota; Dothideomycetes; Eremomycetales; Eremomycetaceae
Exons: 2
Coding region: 1-2049 (682 amino acids)
Cellular component (GO): mitochondrion
Source: RefSeq, a predicted model, not a curated record